Plasmodium berghei ANKA is the source of this 5067-nucleotide messenger RNA. Its product is annotated as sodium/hydrogen exchanger, putative. The record is from RefSeq and is a predicted model, not a curated record. The transcript is spliced from 2 exons. Gene Ontology annotation, biological process: proton transmembrane transport. Gene Ontology annotation, cellular component: membrane. Gene Ontology annotation, molecular function: sodium:proton antiporter activity. Lineage: Eukaryota; Apicomplexa; Aconoidasida; Haemosporida; Plasmodiidae. The coding region runs from base 1 to 5067 and encodes 1688 amino acids.
AUGCCCAAUUUAAAGUUGAUUAAAUAUAACAAAAAAAAUAAAAAAAAAAGUCAAUAUUUUUUUAGUUAUAUCAAAAAAUAUAGAAAUUUUAUAUUAUUAAAAUUAAUUUUAUUAUUUUUUUUAUUAAAAGAUGGAGGAAAUGCAAAUGAAGUAAACCCCGAUGUUGUAAUACAACCAAGGGAGGUAAACAAUAGUAUUUGCUUUGAGCCACAAAAUUGUUAUGGAAGGAAAAAUUAUAAUAUAAUCGAACAAAAUUUACAUAUGGGAGGAAAAAAACAAAAUGGAGGCACCAAAUGCACAAAGAAUGGUGCAAGCUAUUAUGAUAAAAUUAUUAAUAAAUUUAAAGUAGUAUAUGAAGAAUUAUGGUAUUCAGAUUUUCACACAAAAUAUGAUAUUGGUUUAACAACUUAUGUUAAUAAAAAGUCAAUAAAUUAUGAUGCGUUAAAAAAAAAUCGGAUUUUAGAAGAAAUCAAAUAUCCACAAAAAAUAAAAGUAAAUGAAUUAAAAGAUAUAUGUAAUACUGAAGUUGGUAAUUUUGAAGUAGGUCAAAAUGGAUUAUCAACAGUAUCCGAUUCAAUAUCAGAAGGUAUACUAUUUUAUUGCUUUAUAUUUAUAUCUGCUACAAUGAUACAAUUUUUUUUAUCAAAAAUAAAUAAGUUAAGUAUUCCAGUAUCUGUGAUAUGGUUUUUGUACGGAAUGUGCACAUAUGGAAUAGCUAAAAAUUUUAAUAUCUUUGAAGAUAACGCUUUACACAAAUCUAUAAUUAAUGCAAGGAAUAUUGAUGCGUCGGUUUUAUAUUUUAUAUUAUUACCUAUAUUAUUAUACGAAGCUACUCAAGAUAUUAAUUAUUAUGCUUUUAAAAAUUUUUUAUAUGGAGGUAUAGCGCUAGCUGUUGUCGGUGUAGCACUACAAGUGGCCAUAUUAGGUGCUUUGUUUUAUUACACAUUUAUGUAUAAACAAGAGCAAUCUCCAUUGUCCAGUAGUUUUUUGUUAGCUUCUAUAUUAUCGUCUACAGAUCCUGUUGCAGUUUUAUCUAUUUUAUUAGUAGUUGAUGCGCCUACAAAAAUAAGUUCAAUGUUUCAUGUAGAAUCGCUAAUAAAUGAUGGUAGCUCCGUAUUAUUAUUUCAAUUUUUUUUUUAUUUAACAAUUGGAUAUAAAGCGAACGCAUCUCAAUAUAUUAUUCUUUUUGUAAAGUUACUAUUUUUAAGUCCUGUAUUUGGUAUUGGUAUGGCAAUAUUAACAUUUAUAUGGAUGAAUAUGUUUAGGAGAUAUUAUUAUAAUCAAUGUUUGGCUACAAUAACGAUGUGUUAUUUAUGUUAUUUUAUUUCUGAAUAUUGCUUUAAUUUAUCUGGACCAUUAUCUAUAGUUUGUUAUGGAUUAUUUAUUAAUGCAUAUGGGCAUAUAGCUUUAGAUGAAAUAGCACAAAGAAAACAUAAAGAAAUUGUCGAGGUGUUAGCACUUAUGGGUAAUUCAAGUAUUUUUAUUAUAUCAGGAAUAAUAACUGUUGGAAUGAUGGAAAAUGUAUUUAGAGAUCAUUUACAAUUUUUAGUAUAUAUAAUAUUAACAUAUUUAUUUUUAUUAGUUGCUAGGGCAAUAAUGAUAUUAUUAUUUACACCAUUUUUAUCAAGAAUUGGUUACCCAAUAAAUUGGAAAGAAAUAUUAUUAUUAAUAUGGGGUGGUUUAAGAGGUGGCAUAGUUUUAGUUUUAGGUUUGCGUAUAGAAGCUGAAAACAAGAUAAAUGACAAAUUAACAACAGAAUUAGCUUAUUACAUUAGUGGAAGUGUAUUAUUAAUAUUAACCAUACAAGGCUUGACAUUUGAAUGCUUAUAUAAAAUGUUAAAUAUUUAUCCCCCAAAUCCAUUUCGAAUUGUAUAUUUGGAAAAGGUUUUAAAAAUGAUUGAUUAUAACUUUUCUAUUAGAAAAAAAAAUUUGAAAAAUUAUUGGCUUUUUAAUGAUACAAAUAUAUUAUAUUUUUCAAAUAAAAUUGUUCCUGAAUUAUAUUGGAGAAAAAUGAAUAAAUAUGGAGAGUUUGAUUUAGGCUUACCAGAUAUAUAUGCAUGUUUACAAGAUAUCAGCGCGUGUGACAUUUCGGCAUGGGAGCGUUACACUGAUUCUCAAACGGCAAUAGACAAUUUGAGCGAACAAUUUUCUAAGGAUAAUAUAAAUAUACCAAACAAGUCUCCUAACAAAACAUCGCCUAGCACAAUAAAUCAAGGGACAGAGAUUAAUAUAGAUAUUAAAGCGCAAACUAGUCGUAAUUUAAAAGAAAAGGAAAUGCGUGGAAAUGAUAAUAUUAAUAAUGACCCUAAUAUUUUAAGAGAUGAUACAAACAUUUUGGAAAAUAGUUCAGAUGAAAAAACUCAAAAAAAAAAUAAUAAAAAGGAAAACGAAUUUGGUGAGGUAAAAAAUACGAAAAAUAAUUAUUUAUAUAUUGAAGAUGAUGAUAAUAGUGAUGAAUACAGUUAUACAAAUAAAGGCGAAAUAAAUGGAAUAAAAAGUUAUUAUGGUAAUGACAUUACUAAUAAAGGAUUUCAUAACGUGAUUGGAUACAAUGAUUGGAUUAAUAAUAGUAUAAAUGAUAAUAAGAAAGGAAAAAUAAGCUCAAGUGUGAAGAAUAAAGUAGGGGAUUUUAUGAAUAGACGAAGGAAAAAUUAUAGUAAUAUAUAUAAAAAUGAAAUGAGAAUAAAUGUGAUUCGAAACAAUUAUAAUAGUAAUGACGAAGACGACAACAAUUUUAACAUGCAAAAUAAUUCUAUAUCGAGAAAUAAUAUAUAUCCAAAUUCAAAUGAAAAUUCAGAAAUCGAUUCAGUAAUUACUGAUAAAGUUGAAGCACAUAAAAAAAUUAAAAACUUAAACGUAUUCAAUUAUGAUAAGAUUUCAAUUAAAACGUAUGACCGAUUAAUAAAUAAAAUGAAUUAUAGAGAAUUUAAAAGAAUUCGCGAUAACAGGGAUAAUUUUACAGUUAUCGACAAUAUCGUUGACAAUAAGGAUAAUAAAGAAGAUAAAUUUGAUCCUAAAUAUAACCUAAGAUUAAUUGAGCAUGCUACAGAUUUGCCCAAAACUUUGAGUGAUAAUUACCUCGUUAAAAAAAAUACAUACAACAUAAAUAAACAAGAUAAUGAUUCAAAAAAUCCUGAAAAUAAUGAUAAACAAAAAAAGAAAAACAAUUUCCUUAUCAUUAAUAAUGAUAACAAUAAGAGGGGAAACGAUAGUAAGAGUGAGCACACAAACGAAAACGAAUCAAAUAGUCUCGAAGAAGGAACAAAUUCCCAAAUGGAUUAUUCAAAGGGAAAUAUAAACAAUGAUGAUAUAAAUAAGAAGAAAGAAAGUAUAUUAUCAGAUAUUAAGGACCUCGGCAUUUUACAAAAUAUAAAUAGUGAUAGUACUAUAAAUUUAAGAAAUUUACACAAAAGUGAAAAUGAAUUAAUAAUGAAUGAUGAUUUUGUUAUCAAAAUUCAAAAAGAUCCUUCGAAGGGUGAAGAAAAAGUUGAUUUUAAAGAAAUAAACUCGAGAAAAAAAAAAAAUCUUGAAAAAGAUCAAAUUGAAAAAUGCAACAUAGAUGAGCAAUCGGAUAACUAUAGUAAUACUAAUAAUAUCAUAUUAAACGAUUGUGAUGAGAAAUUUGAUGAUAAUAUUACAAAUAAAUCUAAAGUAGAAAAUAAGAACAAUGAAAAUCAAAACGAUGAAUAUUUAACGUAUCAAAACUUAUUUACCUUAGAUACUAAUGGUAAAAGGAUAUCUUCAUUUUUUAAUAAUAAUUAUCGUAAAGAUAGUUAUAUAAUGAAUCAUAAAAAAAGGACUUUUGGAAUUAAGAUUUCUACAAAAAACACGAAUGAGAAAAGAAUAUCAAUAUUUAACAGUGAUGUAGAUAAUAAAGGUGAUAAAUAUAGUAAUAAAAAAGGUAGAUGUUCAAUAGGUAGUGACAUAUUUAAUUUAUUAAUGUGUAAACCACGAAAAAAACGAAGUGAUUAUUCUGGCGCAAAAAGUGAUUUAAAUGAAAAAAAUCUUGAAGAAAAUGAACCAAAUAUGGAGAAUUGUGAUUAUAUAAAUAAUAAUGAUGAUAAUAAUAUCGAUGAUAAUUUCAUGAUAUUUAGAUAUGAUACAGACCAAACAAUAAAUUUUGAAUAUGUUAAAGAUAAAUAUCAUAAAAAUAAUAGUGCAUUUUAUCGAUUUUUAAGGAGACCAAAAAUAAAAAUUCAAAGUAAACAAUUUGAUGAAAUAAGAAGAUCAAGAAGCCAUGAAAAUUAUCGAAAAAAUAAAGAUAAAUAUGGUAAAUUAAAAGAUGGUGUAUUUCAUUCUUCUUAUAGAAAACAAAUCAUUAGAAAAGAAAGGGAAGGAGAAUUAUAUAUUAUGAUAUUUAAUACGUGUAAAGAAUUGUACAAAAAAUUGUAUGUAAAUGGAUUUAUAUCUGGUGAAUGUUUAUUAACACUAAAUUCAAUCUUGGAUUUAUCUGCUGAUUUCGCUUUAAAAAAAGUCAAGAUGAAUCCAAUAAAAGCCUGGGCAGAUGCUUUUAAUAAAAAUAACAAUAAUAAAAAUAAAAAAAAAGGAAAAUACCUUGAUCAUAGAAAUGGCUUUGAAUACGAAUUUACUGUAUUAUUAUCAAAAUUAAAAUUUAAUAAAAAAAGUUGUUUUUUCUGCUCACCUAAAGUAUUAAAUAUAUUUCUUAUUUAUGAGCAUUGUAUGAAUGAUUUACAAAUUAUAUUGGCAUAUGUGGAUGUUCAUCAAUGCACAUUAGAUAAAGGAGGAAUAACCAUGAAAUUAUUAUUAGGGAAAAAUUUACUAAAAAGUUAUUACAGAAACAUAAAGCUUGCAAAAGGCCUUAUUCCUCUUCUUGUUAAUAAGUAUAAAGAUGUGGUUAAGUAUUGCCUUAUAAAAAUAGGAGCGGAUAUGCUUAUGCACUUGAAGAAAAUGAUUGUUAAUGAUCAAGUAGCCAAUGGAUUAUUGUUAACGCAAGAUAAUGAGAAAUUAAAUUAUAUUUUUGAUGAACAAAAAGUAAAGAUAAAUCGAUACAGACCAUAUCUACAUUAUAUUUUUAAAAGGAACUUAUUUAAGUUGUUUGUUAAAUAA